Molecule: messenger RNA, 2246 nt
Organism: Lacerta agilis (Sand lizard)
Lineage: Eukaryota; Metazoa; Chordata; Lepidosauria; Squamata; Lacertidae
Product: protocadherin gamma-A4-like
Exons: 1
Coding region: 126-2246 (706 amino acids)
Biological process (GO): homophilic cell-cell adhesion
Cellular component (GO): plasma membrane
Molecular function (GO): calcium ion binding
Source: RefSeq, a predicted model, not a curated record
CACAGUAUUUUGCUUUGAAUUAUAAGAGUGGUCAUUUGUAUGUCACAGAGAGAAUAGACAGAGAGGUGCUCUGUGGACAAGUGGAAAAGUGUGUCUUGAAUUUUGAUACCAUAGUGGGGGAUUCAAUGAAAGUAUAUGGUGCUGAAGUGGAAAUCACAGAUAUUAAUGACAAUGCUCCCACCUUCCAUUCAGAGAAACUGGAGCUCAAAAUGAGUGAACUCACAGCACCCGGAUCUCACUUUCCCCUCGAUGAAGCUCAGGAUCUAGAUUUGGGUGCCAAUACCCUUCAGGGAUACAAACUCAGCAACAGUAGUCAUUUCUCCCUCAAUGUGCAAGAGGCAGUUGACGGUAGACAAUACACUGAAUUGGUACUGGAAAGGCCUUUGGACCGUGAAGAGGAAGCUAUCCAUAAUCUGGUCCUCACAGCAUAUGAUGGGGGAGAUCCAGUUAGGACAGGAACUGUACAGAUUCAAGUGACAGUUUUAGAUGCUAAUGACAAUGCUCCAGUUUUUAGCCAUCAUAGCUAUGAAGUAAGCGUUAGGGAAGAUAUUCCUGUUGGUACCACAGUGGUUAUAUUAAAAGCCAUUGACCUGGAUGAAGGUGUCAACAAGGAACUGAAAUAUUCAUUCAGAAAGAUCACAGAAAGGGAUUCACAAAUAUUCCAUUUGAAUUCACAUACUGGGGAAAUCACACUUGCAAGAGGCUUAGACUACGAGGAGUCUACACUUCAUGAAAUUGAGGUCCAGGUCCAUGAUGGUGGUGAACUCUUUGACAAAUCUAAACUUUUGAUAUUUGUUACUGAUGUAAAUGACAAUGCACCCAAACUGGAAAUAACUUCACUUAUCAGCUUCAUCCCUGAGAACUCUCCACCAGAAACUGCAAUAGCCCUUUUGAAUGUGCAAGAUGAGGAUUCGGCAGAGAAUGCAGAAGUCACGUGCUCUAUCCCCAGCAACCUCCCCUUUCUACUGACAAAAGCCUAUGGCAACUACUACAGUUUGGUGACAGCAAGAGCCCUGGACAGAGAGCAGAUGGCAGCCUACAACAUCACUGUCACAGUCACAGAUCACGGGACCCCUCCACUUUCCACAUCGAUUGUUAUUCCACUUGAGAUUUUAGACACAAACGACAACCCUCCACACUUCCUGCAAUCCAUUUAUACUUCUUAUUUAAUGGAGAACAACCCAAGAGGGGCCUCCAUAUUUUCCCUGAAGGCUGAUGAUCCAGACUGUGGCGAGAAUUCCAGAGUCACUUAUUCCAUCAUUGAGCACAACAUCAGUGACUCCCCAGUAUCUUCCUUCCUUUCCAUUAACUCUGAGACUGGGACUGUCUAUGGCCUAAUCUCUUUUGAUUAUGAGGAGAUGAGGGAGAUUAAUUUCCUGGUCAAGGCCCAGGAUGGAGGUUCUCCAGCACUCAGCUCCAACGUCUCAGUGACUCUCUUCAUCCUGGACCAGAAUGACAAUGCUCCCCAAAUCCUGUACCCCUCCCCUCCCACUGAUGGCUCCACGGGGAUAGAGCUGGCCCCUCGCUCCUCUGAGUCGGGUUAUCUGGUGACAAAGGUGGUGGCCGUGGAUGCGGACUCUGGCCAGAAUGCCUGGCUCUCCUACCAGCUGAUCAAGGCCACUGAGCCAGGGCUCUUCACUCUGGGGCUCCACACAGGAGAGAUCAGGACAGCCCGCUUCUUUCUGGAGAAAGAUGCCCUCAAGCAAAGCCUGGUGGUUUUAGUGAAGGACAAUGGGCAGCCACCUCUCUCUGCUUCAGCCACUCUGACUGUGGUGCUGGCUGACACCAUCCCUGCAAUCCUCUCAGACUUGAGCAGCAUCUCAGCUCCUGUAGAGCCUCCGUCUGACCUCACCUUCUACCUGGUCCUUGCAGUGGCUUUUGUCUCUUGCUUGUUCUUCACUUUCCUGCUUGUGUUAGGGGCCAUCAAGUUGCAUAGGUGGAGAAAUUCUCAACUGCUUGAGCCGGGGAGCUUGAAUUUCAGUGGGGCUCCCAUCUCACAGUUUGUGGGGAUCGAUGGAGUCCGAGCAUUUCUGCACUCCUACUGCCAGGAAGUUUCUCUCACCACAGACUCUAGGAAAAGUCAGUUUAAUAUUUCUAAGGCAAAUUAUUCCAAUACUCUUAGCAAUAAAGAUACAUGUGAAAUAAAGGAUCCCUUCCUCAUUGCUGAAGAUAUCAAUAGCAGUAAUGGAGAUUCGGCCAAUACACAGGUGAGCUAUCCCUUUCAAAUCUGGGCUCUGAGGUUUUAA